Diaporthe batatas is the source of this 2223-nucleotide messenger RNA. RefSeq lists its product as uncharacterized. Bases 1 to 2223 code for a protein of 740 amino acids. The transcript is spliced from 8 exons. Gene Ontology annotation, molecular function: zinc ion binding; DNA binding; carboxy-lyase activity. Lineage: Eukaryota; Fungi; Ascomycota; Sordariomycetes; Diaporthales; Diaporthaceae. Gene Ontology annotation, biological process: DNA-templated transcription; regulation of DNA-templated transcription. The record is from RefSeq and is a predicted model, not a curated record.
AUGGCGGAGCAGCAGGAGAGCCCCAGCAUCGACGACCUGACCCCGGAGGAGGCCAGCCGCAUCAUCCACUCGCACCGUAAAGUGCGAUAUGGAACGGCGUGCUGGCCUUGCCGUCAGCGCAAGGUGAAGUGUGACAACAAGCAGCCAUGCGAGAACUGCGUGAAACGAGAGCACCCCCAGCUAUGUUCCUACAAGCCAAACCGGUCGUCCAAGUCUACCGCAGGGUCGGACGUCGCCUCACACAUCAGCAAGAAGAGGGCCCACUCUCCUGAUGACCAGGACUCCCGCGAACUGAGCAGCGAGGCCAAAUCUGAUCCUGCCAUGCGCGCUUUCGUUGACCCCGAAUCAGCUGAGGUGACAAGGUAUCUCGGACAAAACAGCAUACCAGCCCUGCUGAGGGAACAGACCUCUCCCAACGACCGCCAAGCGGGUGUCGACAACAUCCGACAAGACAUGCGCUCCAUCUUUGGCCUGGACAACUCGGCCCCCUUCCCGCUUAUGUCCUCGCGCCACCUGGAGAAACUGACCGCGGACAUCUCUGCUGAGCUGCCGUCUGACCGCGAGGUUAUGAAGUUGUUCCGAACGUACAAGGAGAUCCCCCAGGUCUUCUGGGGGUUUGUGAUAGACAUUGACGACCUGGAGUCAAGAUUAAUGGUUUACCUGGAAGAGCGGGCAAAGAACGCCCGCAGCACCGUCAAGAUCGCCAGGAGGCCCGUCUCGGCUUCUUGGCUCGCUAUUCUGUUCGCAGUCCUCGCCGUGGGUUCACAGUACCACGACUCCCCAUACCAUAUACGGACCAGUAGUUCCCAGAAGUACUUGCAAAUUUCCUUCCAUUUUCUACGCAUGGGCAAUUUCCUCUUGCGGCCCAACUUCGACUCAAUACAGGCAUUGUUACUCGUUUCCUUUAGUCUUCUCAACGACAUGAAGGCAGAAGGAUCUUGGGCUUUGCUCGGGCUUACCUGCCGCCUGGCGCUCUCACUCGGACUCCACAGGCUCAACAAUAACGAACUAACGGACCCCGAGGCAAAGAGGAAGGAAACUAUCCGACGCAAGCUAUGGUGGUGCUGUGUCUGGCAUGAUACUCUCACAUCGCUUUCGUUCGAUCGCUCGCCCAUGACGAACAUCCCCUGCUGUCCGAUCCCAGUCUCACCAAGUGUUGAAAGCAAUGGCUUGACCUACCUGGAAGCCAUGUAUCAUCUCUGCCAAAUCAUCAAUCGACGCCUCAACCCCGACGCUACCGCCGAGGCGACCUUUGUACAGAUUCUAGACAACUGCCAGGCCACCGAGAGAUUGCGUGAGAAAGUUGUUCCUCAGAUCCGCAGCAAAGAAGCCUGCAAGACCGCAGUCGACCGACUUCAACAUUUUGCCAUCAGGCUACACACAUGUUUCGUUGUCUCCGUCUGCUGUCGCCCUGCCCUGAAACGAGGCGGCGAGUCGGAUGCACUCGAGCCGUCUGAACGAAAGGUCUUAUCCGCCAAGUUCAGGGACAACCUGACCGAGACGGUCAGGAUGUUCCUCGCCAUGCACCAACUCUCGGUGAUCCCGACCCGGUCCUGGGCGUUUACGUACCACGGCCUGUCUUCAGCCGUGCUCCUGGGUCUCCUGCCCGAGACCAAAUCAGACCCCGAGAUCCGUCAGCUGCAAGGCGACCUUAUUUCCGCACUGUCCGCUACUGCGGCGAAGGAGCAGUCCUCCCCGAUACCACACAUUCAAAAGAGUGACAAGGAUAUUGAACUUUCAGGGCCACUAUCACGUGCCCUCGCCGCCCUGAAGAAUAUCUAUGAUCACGGUAGUGUCAUGGGUUCUUCAGUUUUCAAGCGCGAUGGCGGAACACGAUCUGGGACACGUACGCCUCUGGGUAUAGGUCAGCUCACGAACCCUUCCGUGGGCGACAAUCACAACCUUCUCCCGGGGCCACCCUAUGCCAACUCUGGCCUCCAGAGCCUCGAUCCCCACCAAGAUGCGGCUAUGGCGAUGGCCGAAAUGCAGAAUGGGAGUGGCAUGCAGGACUUUUCAGGAUUGCCAUAUGUCACUGGGGCACCGCUCGAAGGCACCGAUCUAGCGCCGAUUGACCCGAGCACCUACAUCGAGCCGAUGGAACUUUACGACUCCAUCUUCUGGGAGUCACCCGACCCUUGGAACUCGGGCCUUGAUACCAUGAACUUUGACUUCCUGGCCCAACCACCUCCGGGCCAGCCACCACAGCAACAGUUUUAUUUCUAG